UGAGGCUUCUCCAGUGCUGUGCAUAUCAGCAGGACAGGACACCACCACACUUCUUUUUGCAAGGACUAAACUAGAGUGCACACUCUCCCAAACACUUCAUUUUUUACAAAGACUGGACAAGAUAUUCUGUUUUUAGACAGUAAACCUUAUUUUACCAACUGGACAAAACAAGAGGAAGGGUUUUACAAAGCCGAGAGCUUGCUUUUCUGGAAUUGACAGGAGAAGUGGUUUAUGUGGACUGGAGCAAAGACCUAGUUUGUGAGGACCAAGUAAUGAUGGUAAAGUGCUUUACCCCAUAGGAGUAAUACAAGGGCAUUGCCUGGUCUCAAAUCUCUACUUUCCAACAUCCAACUUUUUGAAGCUAGCAUCACCUCUCUCAGAGAAGGAUUGUACUUUCCUCAAACUUGUUAUUUCUGUCUCCCACACAAGUGCUUUGUUGGUGUCGGUGAAACCCCAUCAACACCUUGUGAAUCGGGAGAGAUAAGGUGAGGAGAGCUGUCCGGUGUGCUGCUUCUCUUUCGUCACCCUCGCCGCGGGUGCCGCUGUCCUCUACUCACCCUUCUCCAAGGAGUGUGUGCACGUGUGUGAGUCGGCGUUCUGUGGCACAGGAUGCCCUCGUUAGCCGCGUUGGCCGGGGUGCUGGCGUUGCUUCUCGCCAGGCUUCAGACAGGAUGUGGCUCCCCUACUUUGGCUGGACCACUGGCAGCGGUGGAUGUGGCCAUGCCAGAGCAGGGGCUGGUGGAGGAGACCCAGGUGACACACUGUCCGUCCUGUGUACUGGCCCAGAUGAGGAGGGGUUAUGACCCGGUCCCUCCUGGAUUUGAAUCAGAAUCUGAAUCUGUGUCUUUGGCUUUGGCUCAGACUUCGGGCCAGACGGACAUGGUGGAAGCGGUGAAGCGGCACAUCCUCAACAUGCUCCACCUGAAUGCACGGCCCAACGUCACGCACCCGGUGCCGCGCGCUGCCCUGCUCAACGCCAUCAAGAAACUACACGUGGGCCGUGUGGGUGAGGACGGCAGGGUGGAGAUCCAGGAGGAGGGACCGGGGGGCGCUGGCGGUGAGUGGGCGGCGCCGCCCGAGCCGCCCUCCGAAAUCAUCACCUUUGCCGAGCCAGGCAACUCUCCAUCUGCCAUGACCUUUGACAUUUCCAAGGAGGGCAGCGAGCUCUCGGUGGUGGAGCAGGCCAACGUGUGGCUCUUCCUGAAGCUGGCCAAGGGGAAAGGGCGAGGCAAGGGAAAAGUGAACAUCCAGCUUCUGCAGCGCCGCCGGCAGAAGCUGAAAGCUCCAGGCUCUGCCUCCACCUUCGCCGAGACCCAGGGCGAGGAGGAGGAGUUGGUGUCGGAGAAGAUGGUGGACACACGGCGCAGCGGCUGGCAUACUCUCCCCGUGCCACGCAGCAUCCAGUCCCUGCUGGAUGCCGGUGGCAGAGUCCUGGACCUGCGAGUCUCCUGCCCACUGUGCACCGAGGUGGGUGCCAAACCCAUCUUGGUCCCCACCGAGGAUGAGCAACCGGGAUGUGAGCAGGAACAGUCCCACCGGCCGUUCCUCAUGGUCGUACUGCGGCCUGGCAAGGAGGAACACGCUCACCGCCGUGCCAGACGAGGCCUUGAGUGCGACGACAAGAUGCACAUGUGCUGCAAGAGGCAGUUCUAUGUCAACUUCAAGGACAUCGGCUGGAACGACUGGAUCAUCGCACCCUCGGGCUACCACGCCAACUACUGCGAGGGUGACUGCCCCAGCCAUGUAGCCAGCAUCACUGGUUCCUCGCUGUCCUUUCACUCCACUGUCAUCAACCACUACCGCAUGCGGGGCUACACGCCUUUCCAGAACAUCAAGUCAUGCUGUGUGCCCACGCGACUACGCGCCAUGUCCAUGCUCUACUACAACGAGGAGCAGAAGAUCAUCAAGAAGGACAUCCAGAACAUGAUCGUAGACGAGUGCGGCUGCUCGUAGGAGACAGUACAGAGCAGUAAAGACUCAUCCAUAAUAAGAAGGCACCAUUGGUAUGAUGGACAUAAUAUAACUGGUAUGAUGGACAAUACAUUUUUGGGGAGUUCAAUGACUGAUCUGUCUGUUUUGUCUUAUUAUCUGACAGGGUAUCGUUAAAUCGGAAUAGUCUAUGUGGCACUUUCAGAUAAAAAAAGAGAUACAUCAUAUAUUUUUGUUAAAUGGAGACUAAGAUUGGGACUACUUAUCACUGUUUAUGCGCAAUGUGAUUCCUGCUUCUCUGCACUGCAAUGAAAAUGGAACAGUUCCCUGAAGAAAAAAAACUAUGCAACUGAUGAAGUAUUACAAUGUGUUGUAUUUUUGUUAAUGUUUCUUUAUAUGUAUUUUGUUUCUUAAUUGUAUACAAAGUAGACUUUUUUAUACUUUUUUUCUCCAAA
Salmo salar (Atlantic salmon) is the source of this 2384-nucleotide messenger RNA. RefSeq names its product inhibin beta A chain-like. NCBI's taxonomy places the organism in Eukaryota, Metazoa, Chordata, Actinopteri, Salmoniformes, Salmonidae. The record is from RefSeq and is a predicted model, not a curated record. Gene Ontology annotation, cellular component: extracellular region. Gene Ontology annotation, molecular function: cytokine activity; growth factor activity.